AUGCAGACUGCUUCUACAAACAUUUGUGAAAGAAUGGGUUGCUCUCAGGAGCUCAGUGAUUUCAAGCAUGGUACCAUGAUAGGUUGCCACCUGUGCAAUAAGUCCAUCUGUGACAUUUCCUUGGUAUUAAAUAUUCCACAGUCAACUGUUAGUGGUAUUAUAACAAAGUGGAAUCAACUGGGAACAACAGCAACUCAGCUACGAUGUGAGCGGUGUCAGUGCAUGCUGAAGUGCACAGUGCACAGAAGUCGCCAACUGUCAAUAGCUAAAGGCCUCCAAACAUCGUGUGGCCUUCAGAUUAGCACAACAGUGCGUAGAGAGCUCCAUGAAAUGGGUUUCCAUGGUUGA
Messenger RNA from Staurois parvus, 348 nucleotides. NCBI's taxonomy places the organism in Eukaryota, Metazoa, Chordata, Amphibia, Anura, Ranidae. The record is from the annotation of a GenBank genome assembly.